Molecule: messenger RNA, 345 nt
Organism: Parnassius apollo (apollo)
Lineage: Eukaryota; Metazoa; Arthropoda; Insecta; Lepidoptera; Papilionidae
Source: the annotation of a GenBank genome assembly
AUGGAAUUCAAAAGAACGUGCAAAUGGCCUGGAGGUCGCCAGGGUGCGUCUGGAGCUGGCGCUGGACGCGUCAGCUGUGUGCAAAGUACUGCAAGACCACCCAGCAGCCUUUCGCAUUCAUCAUCACCACCAGCUGGCUUAGUGCCGGCAGAGUCUUCGUGGGUCCAGCAAUCGGUAACCGCACUGGUGGAGUACGUGGCAUGUAAUGGACAAUCCAAGUUUGGGAAACAGGUUGGAGGUUUUGCGUACCGGACUAGGAUGCAUCGUCUUUUUACUGACCUGGAGCCAUCUAUAACCGUCACCGAGCAAAAUCUGGCAGACCGAGUUCAGAAUAAUCACACUUGA